GGGGGGAACUCUGUGGUCAGGGAGCCGCUCUGAGCACAGCUGCGCAGUGCUGCCGGAGCGUCCGAUCCCCGGUUCCCCGCCCUCCAGCCCCCUGUCCAAGAUGGUCCCAGCAGUGGUCUUGCUCCUGCUCCUUUUGGUUGAACAAGCAGCCGCCCUGGGAGAGCCUCAGCUCUGCUACAUCCUGGAUGCCAUCCUGUUUCUGUACGGUAUUGUCCUCACCCUGCUCUACUGUCGACUCAAGAUCCAGGUGCGAAAGGCAGCUGUAACCAGCUACGAGAAACCAGAUGGCAUUUACACAGGCCUGAGCACCCGGAACCAGGAGACUUACGAGACCCUGAAGCAUGAGAAACCCCCCCAGUAACCCUAGAAGACUUCCUGCCCCUCCGGGGUCUCCUCCUCUGCCACAGACGUGCCCAGAUGCUAAUCGUUAAUGUUUAUAUUCUAAUCUCGCCGCCUUUCCCCACCGUCCUCUUUCCCAUCUCCAUGUCCCCCCCGCCCCCCCCCCCGUGGAAACGGAGUACCCAAUAAAGCCCCACGGGCUGGACUC
Messenger RNA from Nyctereutes procyonoides (raccoon dog), 547 nucleotides. RefSeq names its product Fc epsilon receptor Ig (gene FCER1G). Gene Ontology annotation, cellular component: external side of plasma membrane; membrane; Fc-epsilon receptor I complex. The record is from RefSeq and is a predicted model, not a curated record. The coding region runs from base 101 to 361 and encodes 86 amino acids. Gene Ontology annotation, biological process: neutrophil activation involved in immune response; T cell differentiation involved in immune response; Fc receptor mediated stimulatory signaling pathway. Gene Ontology annotation, molecular function: IgE receptor activity; IgG binding. The transcript has 5 exons. NCBI's taxonomy places the organism in Eukaryota, Metazoa, Chordata, Mammalia, Carnivora, Canidae.